AAACAAUUUCAAAAGUUGUCUUUGGGUGAAAUAAGACAUUUAAUACAAGAAGAAAGAGAAGAACUUAAGAAGGAUUACAAAGAAUUAGGAGAAAGAAAAAAACUUAUUAAACAAUAUCAAAAAUUACAAAAAGCUAGAGAAAAAGUGAGAAAAGGAAUUGAUAUUAAAAAAGAAUAUAAAAAGAAAGCUAUCAUUAAAACGAAGGGGCCAUCAGUAAAGAAAAAGAUAAAAUCAUUUGAUGAGUAUUUUGAGGAAUGUAUAAAAAAUAGAAAGAUACCAAAAGAUACUCCUUCUUACUUACGUAAAGCUCUUGAGAGAGCUAUUAGAGAAUACGACCAAGGUUUAAUAAAAGAAAAAUCAUCUCUUGAAAACUUUGCAAACAAAUAUGUUAUUAAAGGAGAAGCUGGUUCAACUCCUGUUGAUUUUCUAAAUAGAGUUUAUAAUACUGUAGAAGAAUUUUUUAAAUAUCAUCGAAACAUUAAAUUUAAUAUGCUUUUGGUUUGUAUGAUGGAACAACAAUUACUUAGUAGAGAUCAAGGAGUUAUAGGAUUGAAUCAAAGUAAGGCUUACUUUACAUCAGGAAUUCAAAAAAAUUUAGAAUCAACAGAUGUAAGUAAUUUAGUUGAUCGGUGUUUUAAAAGAAUUCUUAGUGAUUUAGAAGCUUAUCAAGAAAAUGGAAGUGGAUGGUAUUUUAGUGAAGUAGUUCAACUUGAAAUUCAUACUGUUGAGUUUAAUCCAGCGAAGGGGUCGUCUUACAUUCCUCUUCCAGAUUGGAUAUCAAACAAAAAAGCAAUUGUUAAUAUUCAAAACAAAGAUGAUAAAUGUUUUCUUUGGUGUAUACUUAGAUAUCUUCAGCCAAAAGAAGAUAAUGAUUCAAGAUUAAAAGAUUUGAAAAAGUAUGAGUUUUCACUUAACACCAAAGGAAUUACUUUCCCAGUAAAAUUAAGUGAUAUUUCCAAAUUUGAAAAACUUAAUCCUGAACUUCCAGGUAUCGAUGUUUUUUCAGUUGAUUGUAAAGAUUUUUAUCCUUUAAGAAUGGCAGAGAAAGACUGUUUAAAUACUAUUGAUUUAUUUUUGUACGAAGAAGAUGGUGUUUCACAUUACACAUUAAUCAAAAACUUUAAUCGCUUAAUUAAGUCUCAAAUGACUAAAAGUAAGAAUGGUCCAAUAUUUAUUUGUAAGAGAUGCUUUUCACAUUUUACUAAGCCAGAAUUAUUAGAAAAGCAUAUCAAAUACUGCUCAAAUAAUGAAACAGUAGUUGUAAAAAUGCCUCAACCAGGAAAAAAUGUUUUAAAAUUUAAAAAUUAUGAAAAACAACUUCCCAUCCUUUUGUGGUUUAUGCAGAUUUUGAAUGUUUUACCAAACCAAUGAAUACAUGUAGUCCAAAUCCAAAAGAAUCUUAUAAUUACAAUUAUCAAAAGCAUGAACCAUCAGGAUUUUGUUUCCAUAUAAAAGGAAUAGUAGAUAAAAACUUUUUACCUUGUUUAUACUAAAAAUAAAGAUAGUGAUGAUGUAGCUAAGAUAUUUGUUGAAAAACUUACAAAAGUAACUAAAAGCAUAUAUAAUGAUUUUUAUCGUAAACCAUUACCUCUUCGAUUGUCAUCAAAAGAACAAAAAUCAUUUAAUGAAGCUGAAAUUUGUCAUAUUUGCAAGAAAGAAUUAAAAGAUGACAAAGUUAGAGAUCAUUGUCAUUUUACUGGAAAAUACCGUGGAGCUGCACAUAACGAAUGUAAUCUUAGGUGUAGAAAACCAAUGAUUCUUCCAGUUGUAUUUCAUAAUCUUCAAGGUUAUGAUGCACAUUUAUUUAUUAAACAACUUGCUAGUUUAUCUGGUGAGUUAAAUUGUAUUCCAUCUACUGAAGAAAAAUAUAUUUCCUUUUCCAAAAAGAUUAAAGUUGAUGAGUACAAGUGUAGAAUAACUGGAGAUAUUAAACAAAUAUAUUUUGAAAUACGAUUCAUCGAUUCAUUUAAGUUUCUUCAAACAUCACUUGCUAAUCUUGUUUCAAAUCUUCAACCAGAAGAUUUCCUUAGUACAAAAAAAAUAUUUAAGAAAAAUUUAAAUCUACUAACUCGUAAAGGAGUUUAUCCUUAUGACUAUGUUUCAUCAUUUGAAAAACUAUCCGAAACAAAACUUCCACCAAAAGAGGAAUUCUAUUCAAAACUAAAUGAUGAAGAUAUAUCAGAUGAUGAUUACCAACACGCUAUCAAUGUAUGGAAUACUUUUAAAUGUAAAACAAUUAGAAAUUAUCAUGAUUUAUAUCUUAAGUCUGAUGUUCUACUAUUGGCAGAUGUAUUUGAAAACUUUAGAAAAACUUGUCUCAAACAUUACAACUUAGAUCCAGCACAUUAUUACACAUCUCCUGGAUUAGCUUGGGAUGCAUGUCUGAAAGAAACAGGUCAAAAUUUAGAAUUACUAACUAAUUAUGAUAUGUUGAUGAUGAUUGAGAGAGGAAUUCGUGGUGGAAUAUCUCACAUAUCAAAAAGAUAUGCGGAAGCGAAUAAUAAAUGUAUGAAAGAUUAUAAUUCUGAUAAGGAAACUAGUUAUAUUCAAUAUCUUGAUGCAAAUAAUCUUUACGGUUGGGCAAUGUCUCAACGUCUACCAACACAUGGAUUUAGUUCGAUGAAAAAUUCAACAAAAGAAAAAGUAAUGGAUAUUCUAGAUAAAGCAAAUCAUAGUAUGUCAAAUCUUGGAAGAAAAGGAUAUAUAUUUGAAGUUGAUUUGGAGUAUCCUAAAAAACUAUGGGAAAAACAUAACGACUAUCCACUUGCACCUGAAAAGAUUAUUGUUAAUGGUGUUGAAAAACUUAUUUGUCAUUUUAAACCAAGAAAGAACUAUGUUGUACAUUAUCGAAAUUUGAGACAAUACCUUGAGAUGGGAAUGAUAAUAACUGCUGUUCAUAGAGGAAUAUCAUUUUACCAAUCUUCUUGGAUGGAACCAUAUAUAAGAAAAAAUACAGAACUUCGUAAAACAGCGGUCAACAGUUUUGAGAAAGAUUUUUUCAAACUAAUGAAUAAUUCAGUAUUUGGAAAAACAAUAGAAAACAUAAGGAAAAGACAGAAUAUAUUUAUUAUUAAUGAUCGUAAAAAAGCUUCAAAAUUAUCAAGUCGUCCGAACUUUGACAGAGCAACAAUAUUUGAUAAAAAUCUUAUUGCGAUUCAUAUGAAAAAAACAGAAGUGUAUUUUAACAAACCAGUAUAUGUUGGACAAGCAAUUUUAGAUUUGUCAAAAACAUUAAUGUUUGAUUUUCAUUACAAAUAUAUUCAAAAGAAAUAUAAAGACAAGGCUGAGUUAUUGUUUACAGAUACAGACUCGUUGAUUUACCAUAUUAAUACGGAAGAUUUUUAUAAAGAUAUAUCCUCUGACAUACUAUCCAAGUUUGACACCUCUGAUUAUCCUUCCAAUCAUCCAUCUGGUAUACCAACAGGAGUUAACAAAAAAGUAAUAGGAAUGUUCAAAGAUGAAGUAGCAGGAAAACAAAUUACACAUUUUGUUGGAUUGCGGCCCAAACUUUACAGUUUCAAAAUAGAACAAAAUAAAGAGGUAAGAAAGUGUAAAGGAAUAAAGAAGAGUGUUGUAAAAAAAACAACGGAUUUUAAUGAUUAUGUUCAAUGUUUAUUUACCGGUGAAAAGGAAAUGAGAACUAUGAAAAUUAUAAGAAGUGAAAAUCAUGAUAUGUAUUCAAAAGAAGUAAAUAAAAUAGCUUUGAGUAAUGAAGAUGAUAAGCGCACUGUGAUGUUCAAUAAAGUGAAUACGAUGGCUUUAAGAUAAAUAAGAUAUUAAUAAUAAAAUAUUAUUAAUAAAUGAAUUAUAAAGAAGAAGAAAUCGAAAGAUAUCUAGAAAUAUUAAGAAGUUAUAAAACCAAACCAGAAGAGAAAAAAACUAAAAAAGUUAAAUGUAGUAAUUGUCAAAGCGAUAGUUUUGUUGUUGAUUCAGGUUAUAAUAUUUGUGAUUCCUGUGGAACAAGUAAUGGUCAUGUUCUUGGUUAUUUUGACUUGAAAGAGUACGAUAGAUUUCACUUUAGAAAGAAGAGUAUUUAUCAGAGAAAGUAUCACUAUGAGAAAAAGGUUGAUCAAGUUUCCAAAAGAAUAAAACUAACUGAUAAUGAAAAGUGUGAAUUGUAUAAUAAACUAAUGAAUAUUGAUAACAACGUAAUGGAA
Molecule: messenger RNA, 4157 nt
Organism: Porites evermanni
Lineage: Eukaryota; Metazoa; Cnidaria; Anthozoa; Scleractinia; Poritidae
Source: the annotation of a GenBank genome assembly